This is a messenger RNA of Fulmarus glacialis (Northern fulmar), 864 nucleotides long. RefSeq names its product PHD finger protein 11 (gene PHF11). Gene Ontology annotation, cellular component: nucleus. The transcript is spliced from 9 exons. Gene Ontology annotation, molecular function: histone deacetylase binding; histone binding. Lineage: Eukaryota; Metazoa; Chordata; Aves; Procellariiformes; Procellariidae. The record is from RefSeq and is a predicted model, not a curated record. Bases 7 to 864 code for a protein of 285 amino acids.
CGGAUAAUGGCGAAGAUGGUGAGAAGAACGUGUGCGUUUUGUUCAGAAGGGGAGGCUGGUUCUGUAAUGUAUAUUGCCAAAGAGCGAAAUAUUGCCGCUCAUCAGGAUUGUUUGUUAUUUUCCUCAGGAUUUGUAGAAUCUGAAGAGUAUAACCCAGAUAAUCUGGAUAUAAGGUUUGAUGUGACAUCAGUGUUGAAAGAACUCAAGAGAGGAAAGCGGCUGAUGUGCAACUUCUGUCGCAAGAAAGGAGCCACUGUGGGAUGUGAGGAAAGAGCCUGUCGCAGAAGUUAUCACUACUUCUGUGCGCUCUGUGAUGAUGCAGCAAUAGAAACGGAUGAAGUAAAUGGAGUCUACCGAGUGUUCUGCCCAAAACAUGACCCAGGCAAUAGGACCAAUCACUAUGGUGCAGCUAGUAAGAGGAGAAGACGUGCACUGAAAUCUUCCACCAUCACGGAACAAAUGAGCACAGAAGAGACAGCAGAAGAAAACAGUUUACGAAUACUAAAAAGAAAAAACAACAGGCAUAAAGUCCGAAUAGACUUUCUUAGGAAAUGCAAGCAAGCCGGGCUUCUGGAUGACAUAUUUGAAGAAAUGCUGGACACGCUUCACCUGGCGCAGGAAAAACUGAUGGACGACAACACUUCAGAAACAGAGUAUGAAGAAACAGUGAUGUCACUCUUUGACUGUGGACUGUUUGAAAAUAUACUGACAAAUAUUCAUUCAGGAACAGAGGAAAAAAUCCAGGAACUUAUGGAAAGCAGGAAAAGAUUAGAUAACAAGAUUGAGCUACUGCAGGACUUAAAAGAAGUCAUCCUUCCUACCCAAGAGAACACCGCUAGUACAUCUAGCACCAUCUCUGAAUAA